UUUUUACUUAUUCCUAGGAAUGGACGACAAAAAAUUAUAGUACAAAGAAAGUGCUGCGAAACAUAGAGAUGUCAUUUGCCAGAUUUACAAAGCAUGACACCAUAGCAGUAUGCCUGGCUAUAUUCCUUCCGUUGACUGCCAUAGUACUUACAAUGGUGUCAAUUCUACCAGCAUUAGGGGCUCCACCGUUGCCUGACUUCUCAAAUCCUGUCAAGGGCUUUGAGCCAAGAGGCACAGUUUUAAGUGAUCAGAUUGUGACCCUGGGAAACUACAAUCGGGCACUCCACUCUCGCACUCUUUUUACGCAGAUAUCCAACACCUCACAACUCUACAACGAGGCCAACAGAUCGGCGCAACAGACUCCUAGUACUCCAAUCCCUCCCCUUCCUAGAAUCGACGAUGACGUAAUAUUUGUUUUUGAGGCUACUGAUUCCAGUCAGAGCAUGUUUGAAGCAACUAAACUGAAGGCCACCUGUUCCAUUGAGAAUGAAAUUCUAAGUUCUAGUUCCCAUUUCUCUCAAUACUGCUCACGUAUUCGUGAUACAGAAUCUGGUAAAACACGAUGUUCCCCAAAUCCGUCUCUUGGAAAUUACGUAGCCCUACUGAAUAACCGCACAACAUGUCGAGACAUAACUGAUCAGGAUGUUUCAUACGUCAAGAAUUUGUUACUUCACUGCCACCCUUACUUUGUGAAACAAACUUUAAAGGAGGACUGUGCCACUUCCAACUGUGAGGGCGUCCCGGCUAAUUGCACUAAAUACAACGCUGUGUAUAACAUUUUCCAGUUUCUAACAGACAAUGAGAUGAGUCCAUCCAAUGGCAUGUUUCUGAAAUAUACUACAUCAUUCCCAGCAUUGUACUCAUAUGACUAUGAUAGUUUAUACAAAGAACAUUUAAAAGAUGGAAUUCCCGAAAAAGAAGGGGUAAAAUUAGCAUCUUUCAAGUUCUCCAGCUAUAAGUUAGACCAAUUCAGUGAGAAGCUUCUUGCUGAAGUCAUAUUUCCUGCUCUUGCUAUGAUUUUUGUUUUUCUUAUUAUGUGGUUUUUCUUGGGUUCUUUCAUUCUCACUUUCACUGGCCUUUUUUGCAUUAUUUAUGCAAUUGGUCUUUCAUAUUUUCUUUACACAAUGGUCUUCAAAAUAGACUUCUUUCCAUUUCUGAACGUUACCACGCUGGUGUUUUUGGUGGGCAUUGGAGCAGAUGAUGCUUUUGUGUACUACGACAUAUGGAGACAGACACUUGCUGCUAACCCUUGUGCAAACAUCAUGCAGCUGACAUUGAAGACCUUGCGUUAUGCUGCCCUCUCCAUGCUUGUCACAAGCUUGACAACAGCAUCAGCAUUUUUCGCAGGAGUAUCUUCCUCCAUCACCGCCAUUAGGUUGUUUGGACUGUUUGCUGGUACAUCCAUCUUGACAAAUUACCUGCUGAUGAUAACAUAUUUCCCAGCUGUUGUGGCUUUGCAUGAGAAGUGGGUGUUGAAGUACGUAGAUGGACAUUCAAGCUUGGAGGGGGUCCCAGCGGAAUCAAGUGAUCCCGAGAAGACUGACUCGGUUCAGAAUGCACCUGUAGCACAGGAUAUGUCACAAGGUAUCGCCGCUAAAUUAGAGGAAAAUAGUGGUGUCAAAGAAAAGAAACAAAGCUUUUGUUUUUUGCAAGUCAUAGACUUUCCAUGUUCUUCGUUAAUAUCAGCCACAAGUUUUUUCAAAACAAUCAGCUCAAAAAUGUUCGAAGAUUGGUUGCCAAAAGCAGUGAUCAAGUUACGUUAUGUAUGGAUUACCCUGUUAGUG
Messenger RNA from Pocillopora damicornis (cauliflower coral), 1784 nucleotides. RefSeq names its product protein dispatched homolog 1. Gene Ontology annotation, cellular component: membrane. The record is from RefSeq and is a predicted model, not a curated record. Gene Ontology annotation, biological process: transmembrane transport; smoothened signaling pathway. Lineage: Eukaryota; Metazoa; Cnidaria; Anthozoa; Scleractinia; Pocilloporidae. Gene Ontology annotation, molecular function: transmembrane transporter activity.